GUUUUAAUCUUCUUCUCUCACUUUACCCUAACACCCUCAAACCCUCCAGUGCCCAAGAAUCUCACUCUUCUCCUCCUCCUCUCAGAGAACAAUAAAACCAGACUGCGCUCCGUAACGGCUGCAAUCCCAGCCGCUGCCGCCAGCGCAACCACAACCACUGUCAUCGUCGCUCUCCCAAGGUCAAUCGUCUCCCUCCUCCUCCGUCUACUUUCGCCACUGCUCCGAGAUCGGUUUCACUGAUCGGAGCAUUUUUCUGGUUUCUCUCGUCGCCUGUCGACUACGGCCUUGUGGCGGCUGAGGUGCGCGCUUGUAUUUCUUCUCUUCUUGCGAUUACAUCUCAAGUUUGUGUGUAUUCGUUUUCUGGCAGGUCGGAGAGGUUUUGAUUUUGUAGCGCCAUGUCGAAUUUUGCCAAGCCGGAGAACGCGCUUAAGCGCGCUGAAGAGCUGAUAGCUGUUGGACAGAAGCAAGAGGCUCUCCAGACGCUUCACAACCUGAUAACCUCGAAGAGGUACCGAGCAUGGCAGAAGACACUUGAGCGGAUCAUGUUUAAAUAUGUUGAGCUGUGCGUCGAGAUGAGAAGAGGGCGAUUUGCCAAGGAUGGGCUGAUACAGUAUCGCAUAGUGUGUCAACAAGUGAAUGUGAACUCGUUGGAGGAGGUAAUCAAGCACUUUAUGCAUCUCUCCACGGAGAAAGCUGAACAGGCUCGAACUCAAGCACAAGCACUGGAGGAAGCUCUCGAUGUUGAUGAUCUCGAAGCUGAUAAAAGACCGGAAGAUCUGAUGCUUAGCUAUGUCAGUGGGGAAAAGGGGAAGGACAGGUCUGACCGUGAGCUUGUUACCCCUUGGUUCAAGUUCUUGUGGGAGACCUAUAGAACUGUGCUGGAAAUUUUGAGGAACAACUCAAAAUUGGAGGCAUUAUAUGCGAUGACAGCACAUCGUGCAUUUCAAUUCUGCAAACAAUACAAGCGAACAACCGAGUUUAGACGUCUGUGUGAAAUUAUCAGAAACCAUCUUGCCAACCUCAACAAGUAUAGAGAUCAAAGGGACCGACCUGAUCUGACAGCUCCUGAAAGCUUGCAGAUGUAUCUCGAUACAAGAUUUGAACAGCUUAAGGCUGCCACUGAGCUUGGGCUCUGGCAGGAAGCGUUUCGUUCUGUUGAAGAUAUUCAUGGCUUGAUGUGCAUGGUGAAGAAGACACCCAAGGCAUCCUUGUUGGUUGUCUACUAUGCUAAGCUGAUUGAGGUCUUUUGGAUCUCGUCGAGCUAUCUCUAUCAUGCUUAUGCCUGGUUCAAGCUUUUCAGCCUUCAGAAGAGUUUCAACAAGAACUUAAGCCAGAGGGAUCUGCAGUUGGUUGCUUCAGCUGUUGUCUUGGCGGCUUUAGCAGUGCCUCCAUAUGAUACUCGUCGUGCCUCUCAUGUGGAACUUGAAAAUGAGAAGGAGCGUAAUUUGAGGAUGUCAAAUCUCAUUGGAUUCAAUCUGGAUCCCAAAGCUGAGAGCAGAGAAGUGCUUUCAAGGGCAGCUCUCCUCUCCGAACUGGUGUCCAAGGGUGUGCUGAGCUGUGCGACUCAAGAAGUGAAGGAUAUUUACCAUCUUCUAGAGCAUGAGUUCCUUCCAGUCGAUCUUGGUGCAAAGGUGCAGCCUUUGCUUUCCAAAAUCUCUAAACUUGGGGGAAAGCUUGCUACAAUAUCUUCUCUGCAAGAGGUUCAGCUAUCCCAAUAUAUCCCUGCCCUCGAAAAGCUUGCUACUCUCAGGUUGCUCCGACAGGUCUCUCAGGUGUACAGCACAAUGAGGAUCGAGAGUUUAUCUCGUAUGAUCCCCUUCUUUGGGUUUGCUGUUGUGGAGAGAAUUUCUGUUGAUGCAGUUAAACACAAGUUCAUCGCUAUGAAAGUGAAUCAUAUGAAGAGUGUUGUAAUGUUUGGAGAUGCGCUCCUUGAAUCUGAUGGCCUCCAAAACCAUUUGGCUUUGUUUGCCGAAUCCCUGAACAAAGCGAGGUCCAUGAUAUAUCCUCCUGCGAAGAAAUCAUCAAAGCUAAGUGACAUUUUACCUGCACUCGGGGAGACUGUCGACAAGGAACACAAGAGACUUCUUGCUAGGAAGUCUAUAAUAGAGAAAAGAAAGGAAGAACAAGAACGGCAGCUUCUCGAAAUGGAACGAGAGCAAGAGUCGAAAAGAUUGUCUGAACAGAAGAGAACAGAGGAGCAGGAGCAAAAGAGGCUCGCGGCAGAGUACGAACGCCUCAAGAACCAGAGGAUCCUUCGGGAGAUUGAGGAGCGCGAACUUGAAGAGGCGCAGGCAUUUCUCGAGGAAACUGAGAAGCGUAGCAAGAAGAAGGGCAAGAAAGCUGUUGUAGAAGGAGAAAAGGUGACGAAGCAAUCCUUGAUGGAAAGGGCUCUGAACGAGCAGCUUAGGGAGAGGCAGGAAAUGGAAAAGAAACUGCAGAAGCUGGCUAAGACAAUGGAUCAUCUGGAGCGGGCUAAGAGAGAAGAAGCAGCUCCAUUGAUUGAGGCUGCCUUCCAGCAACGCCUCGUCGAAGAGAAGGCCCUACAUGAACGCGAACAACAGCUGGAGGUUGAACUGAGCAGGCAGCGCCAUGAUGGAGACCUCAAGGAGAAGAACAGGCUUAUCCGCAUGAUGGAUAAUAAAACGAUUUUCCAGGAGAGAGUCAUUGCCCGUCGGCAAGCAGAGUUUGACCAAAGGCAAGCAGCAAGGGAAGCGAGGAUCAAUCAAAUAAUUCAGACAAGGAGACAUGAGAGGGAGAUUCAAAGGAAGAAGAUAUUAUAUAUCAAGACUGAGCAGGAGAGGCUCGCUAGACUCAAGGAGGAAGAGGAAGCUCGUAAGAACGAAGAGGCUGAGAGGCGAAAGAAGGAAGAAGCUGAGCGCAAGGCAAAGCUGGACGAGCUAGCGGAGAAGCAAAGGCAAAGGGAUAGAGAGCUGGAAGAAAAAGAGAGAUUGAGGAGAGAAGCUCUAUUGGGCCCCAGGCCUCCCGCCAUUGCCGCUGAGGUCCCAGCUGCUGCUGCUGCUGCUGCUGCUCCUGCUGCAGCGGCUGCUCCAGCUGCUGGUGGAGGUGCUGCUGCACCACAGAAAUACGUCCCGAAGUUCCGUCGUGGAGGUGGUGGUGAGAAUCCCCCCGCAGCCAGACAGCAGGCUCCUCCGCCAGAGGCGGAGCGCUGGAGCAGUGGUGGUGGAAGCAGAGCUAGGCCUGGGGCUCUGUCGGAGACGACUGACCGCUGGACCCCUGGUGGCUCUAGGCAGGAUCCAGACCGACGUGGCAGCGGUGGCGGCCCAACAGACACCUGGCGCCGUGGCGGUGGUGGAAGCAGCAGCAGCGGAGGCGGUAGUAGUGCUUCGGGGUCCGGCACUUGGUCAUCUUCUAGGCGCUAAGGUUGAAAGCCAUUGAUGCAUCAUCCUCUGCUGGUGUUUUUCUGCGGAACUCGAAAGUGAUUUUGUCGCUGCGUACUGAAAGGAAGUAAUAACUUGCGCUGCUUUUGUUUUCUGUUCUAAAGUUUUAAGGGACUUGUUGCCAAAUAGCCGAAGAUCUGGCGGUUUCUGUUUAAAUGUUGAUGUUUUUCGUUCAAUUAAAAUGGCAAUGGUGAAGUGAAUGCACUAGUAUUGGAACCUCGUCAACUUUUUGUCGCUUAUAUUUGAACUUGUUACCAUUUUUUGUUCUUUUAACCUUCAGAGUUAACAGAGUAGUUUGAAAAUAAUUAGAAAAUGUAUGAUCCAGCUUAGCCCUCCUCCCAAAUGAGAAAUUUGGACCAAUAAUAAAGUAACAAGUAAAUA
Molecule: messenger RNA, 3779 nt
Organism: Linum trigynum
Lineage: Eukaryota; Viridiplantae; Streptophyta; Magnoliopsida; Malpighiales; Linaceae
Source: the annotation of a GenBank genome assembly